Messenger RNA from Chironomus riparius, 592 nucleotides. The record is from the annotation of a GenBank genome assembly. Lineage: Eukaryota; Metazoa; Arthropoda; Insecta; Diptera; Chironomidae.
AUAAGACCAACAGAAGAACAUCUCGGACAUAAUAUUAUAAAUAAUUAAAUUUCUACGUUCAUUAAGUGUAUUUAAAAAGAGUUCAAGAUUAAACAAUAGUAAAAGACUUUUUGAGCUUAAAAAUGGACGAAAUUGAAGAGCAUUUUACCAGAUCCGCACUUGAAAUUUUGCAAUUAUUCGUUGACAGAUUGGAUGAUUUGCCGAAUUUGUCAACUGAAUAUAUUAGAAAUGAAAUUCAAUCUAGACUUAGAAUUUUUCAUGAACGUUUUGAACGAGGUAUGACUGCUUUAGCAAAUUCUGAUAAUAUCUAUGAGAAUGACAUGAUGAUUGAGGCUUUUUUCAUAUAUAUGGAUGUAUAUUGGCAGGUUGAAAAUUGUUUACUGGAACGCCAAGGACUUCCUACCGAACCUAUACCUGACACCAAACUUAGACGAUGAAUUUAUGAAAUUGAUCCUCAAACAAGCUUGAUUCAACCAAAUACAGAAGCUUAAAUAAUGUACCUUGACUUAAUAUCCGAUUAUGACUAAUUUUUAAAUAAAUGCAAUUUGCUCAUGACCAUAUGCGCUUACAGCAUGCAAAUAUCUAACAAUCG